CAAUGUUCCAAGUAACGUUAUUGCUAGCACUUGUGAGUUUUGUACUCGGCGAUUUCGACGCCGACCUCCACGACAAAUAUAUGACAAUGUCUAGGGAAGAAUUUAUAGAAUACUUUAAUAGUCAAAAUUACAACUUCAAAAUUGGAUCUGCCCCAGAAUUACACGAGUCAAGUACCUCUUGCGUUUAUAUGGACGAAGAGACCUUCAACAAUCUUCCAAGAAUAUAUCACAGCCCCGCAGUUAUCGCAGCUGCACCAGAAAGCUUUGAUGCGAGACAGCAAUGGCCUAGUUGUGGAAGCAUAAGCGAAGUAUACAAUCAAGGUGCUUGUGGAUCCUGCUGGACCUUCGGAACAGCUACUGUUGCAUCAGACAGAACAUGCAUUGGCUUAGGCGUUGAUGUUCGCUUAUCGGAACAGGAUUUUGAAUGCUUAACCAAAGAUGUUUGUAAAGGUUACUAUCCACAAGAGGCCUUUAAUUUUGGACCACCCAAGGGCUGGUUACUCAAGAAUGUAAGCCGUACGACAUUGAUAAACUCAAGUACAAUCAAACAUGUACAAGAACUUGUGUUGACGGAAGUUCUUAUGAAAGUAACAAACAUUAUGGUGCCUCAGUUUACUCUGUGGCUAGUGAUGAUGGCCAAAUAAUCGCAGAAUUAUUCCAAAAUGGGCCAAUAGAAGCCGUAUUUACUGUUUUUGAUGAUUUUCGGAAUUAUAAAUCUGGUGUUUAUGAACACAUGUAUGG
Manduca sexta (tobacco hornworm) is the source of this 741-nucleotide messenger RNA. RefSeq names its product cathepsin B-like. The coding region runs from base 3 to 644 and encodes 213 amino acids. Gene Ontology annotation, molecular function: cysteine-type peptidase activity. The transcript has a single exon. Lineage: Eukaryota; Metazoa; Arthropoda; Insecta; Lepidoptera; Sphingidae. Gene Ontology annotation, biological process: proteolysis. The record is from RefSeq and is a predicted model, not a curated record.